Molecule: messenger RNA, 1416 nt
Organism: Aspergillus puulaauensis
Lineage: Eukaryota; Fungi; Ascomycota; Eurotiomycetes; Eurotiales; Aspergillaceae
Exons: 1
Coding region: 1-1416 (471 amino acids)
Source: RefSeq, a predicted model, not a curated record
AUGUCCGACAGCGAAGACAGCGACGCCAGUGACUGGCAGGAAGUCCGCCACUACUCCGACCAUCUGGGACAUCCCGUGGUGCUGGAACAAUAUGUCGAGCCUGAUAACCUCCCGGACCCCGACCACAUCAUCCCCAUCCAGGUCUACAGUCUUGUCCCGCUGGAUGCAGACCAUGAAGUCCUGCGGCAGUAUCUUUUGCAGACUUUUUAUACCGAAGAAGUUCUGCCAUUAUUUGAAAUCUACUCGUAUUGCCCGCCGGAUGCCUUUGCCUGCAUUGAGCACAACCGCCGUGAAAUCGCCCAUCGCAAGCAGCAACACCGGUUGGGCGCUUCUGACCCGCCGCUGCUGAUCCCCCAGUUCUAUGGCCAUUACCACCGAGCCCCUGCUGGCCGCUGUAUUCUCCUGCGGUCCCACAGCUAUCGUCUCGGCGAUACUAACGACGAGGACCGGCUGGCAGAGACUGGUGAAGGCCCGGACUUGCUCUUCUUCAACCGCUCCUUCUCCACCACUCGCAGCCACGUUGACGAUGGCCAGCGUGUGUUUUCGGAGCGCCGUAGACCUGGUGACGAGCUCUAUCUGGAAGCAUUUGAGCUGUCUAUAGAGCGCGUCCGCGACCAGACUAGGACGGGCCAGAUAAUAAUGACCGACAUCGUCAGCAAUGCCAGUGGCUUUGUUGGGGGCUCGCUCAAAUACGCCAUGGAUGUAGACGAGGGCGCACCUCCCGACUCAACCCCGGCCCCGGAGCAACAUAUCCGUCACCAGUUGGACCAGCAGUUCACAGCGGGGGGCUUUGCGCUUGACCCAGCAUUCCUUAUUUCCCAGAAUGCCGGCGGGGUGACUGUCACCAAUACCCCUGACGGGGCUGAGCCUGACCUACAGUACCCCGUAUACGUGCCUUUUCUCUCCCAUCUCCGUGGCCCUGCGGCAAUAUCUCUCCUCGAAAGCACUUCUCGUCUCCUGACCGCAGCACUGGUGUCCCACUUCCCAGCCCAGAAAACGCUCACCCUUAAAUUCUAUAUCCCAGAAACAAACAACUGGGCCGCUAUCCUCCCCGCCCACCGUAACGCCCUGGGCCAGGAAACCACCAACGACUUCCCCAUUGGUGCCCUCCACACCUUUCCCCCGAAUAAUAAUGAAACCCCCGUGACUCAUCGCGUCUCGCCGCAGUUGCGCCCAGACGCACUCAACACCGCCCAGAGACAGCUCGCGCAUCCGUACCGCGUCUUUGCGGUUGUGCUUGAUAGAGCGAACUUCGUCACCGAAGCGGGCGUCUAUUUUUACAUGGCUGACCCCGACACGAGCCAGAGGGAUCCUGCUAUAAGCGGUCCAGAUACUGAGGUCUGGCGCAGCGCUGGGAUGCGCGAGGUGACGCGGCGAUUGGCGAUGCUGGCUGUUGAGGAGGCGCAAUCGCAUUAG